CAGCAGUCGCACGGUGAUGACGUACCAGCUGGAAAAUGGAGAGGAAACACAUGUCGGCUUUUGCUUUGUAUCAAACCUUGUCAACAGACGUGUCUCCUCCUGCUAAAAAGCCUUCACUGCAGGUGGCCACUAAGAAGAAAAAGAAAAAGGAGAAUGGAGUUGCAGCCAAAGAGGUCAACACACUGAAAGCCCAAAUGAAGUCUGAAAGGAAGAAAGUGAGAAAGAAGCUCCCGAAGGCAGCACAAAGAGAGGCGAGCCUUAAAGGAAACACAGAACAGAAGGAGGAGUGUGUAAAUGGAAAUGCUGAGGCUCUGGAUGCUUUGCUGGCCGACCUGGCGAAAGUCAACAACAGCAGGGACAGAGCGAGCAAACUGUUCCAGUGGCUCAUUCACCCCAUUCCUGUCAAAGCCUUCUUCAGGGAAACGUGGGAAAAGAAGCCCAUUCUUGUUCAACGCAAGAAUCCAGAUUACUACAAAGGACUGUUCUCUACAGCAGAGUUUGAUCGCAUAUUAAGAGAGGAGGAUGUUCAGUACGGAGUGAACCUGGAUGUCACGAGUUACACUAAUGGAAAGAGGGAGACGCACAAUCCUCCAGGGAGAGCUCUGCCGUUCACUGUGUGGGACUUCUAUGAGAGUGGCUGCUCCCUUCGAAUGCUGAAUCCCCAGGCUUUCUCCUCCACCGUGUGGAACGUGUUGUCCAUCCUUCAAGAGCAGUUUGGCAGCAUGGCGGGAGCCAACAUAUACCUGACACCACCUGGAACGCAAGGCUUUGCUCCUCAUUACGACGACAUUGAGGCGUUUGUGGUCCAGCUGGAAGGCAAGAAACACUGGAGAGUGUACAACCCAAGGACGGAUGACGAGGUCUUGCCAGUACAUUCAAGUCCGAACUUUGAUCAGGCAGAUAUCGGGAGGCCGAUCCUGGAAGUGGUGCUGGAAGCUGGAGAUCUCCUCUACUUUCCCAGAGGAUUCAUCCACCAGGGUGACUGCCUGCCAGACGCUCACUCCCUGCACAUCACCAUCUCCUCUUACCAGAAGAACAGCUGGGGGGACCUGCUUCAGAAGGUGGUUCCAGCAGCACUUGAAAUAGCAGUGGAGGAGGAUGUGGAGUUCAGAAAAGGAUUACCUCUGGACUACCUGACAUACAUGGGAGUACAGAAUUCUGACAAGGAUGACCCACGCAGGACUCAAUUCUUCUCACAAAUUGACAAACUGAUGACGAAGCUCAAAAAUUACGCCCCCGUCGAUGCUGCUGUGGAUCAGAAAGCCAGAGACUUCAUCCAUGACUGCCUGCCUCCUAUGCUGACUCCAGAGGAGCUAGCUAGCAGUGUUCAAGGAGCACCUGCUAGGUGGGAAUGUGGACAAGUCAUUGAUGUGGGUGCACGCAUCAGUACUCAGACCCGGGUCAGAAUCCUCCGUGCUGGAUGUGCCAGGUUAUGCAGUGAUGGAGAAGCUGUUCAUCUUUACUAUACCACAGACAACUCCAGAGUUUACCACAAAGAGGAGCUCAAGAGUUUCGAAAUAAAACCAGAGGUAAGCAUUGGAAGGGCUGUGCAAAGCUCAUGUUUUGUACAUGGUGUCCUAAUGAUGUUGUCUCCGCCUAAUGAUCAUAAUUGUUUCUUCUUUCAGCACACAGAUGCCAUUGAGUUUUUGAUCCAUUCUUAUCCCAAAUUUGUGACAGUAGGAAGCUUCCCAUGUGGUUCUGAAGAUGACAGGGUCAAUUUGGCUGAGCUGCUUUUUGAGAGGGAGAUUAUCCACACUGCAGAACCUCUGUAAUGGCCUCAGAUUCUUCAGUCAUGCUGAUGCCUUUAUACAAAAUACCAUCUUUGAUUCAAAACCCCUCUUACGCUAAGUAUUCUUUUCUAGCCAUUUAUAAAUUUGUUUCGUUUUCGGCAUCAAAUAAACCAGUUUUUCAAAGAAAAAAGGAAAUUGAUGUUAUGUGUUCUUUAAAUCACUUUC
Toxotes jaculatrix (banded archerfish) is the source of this 1955-nucleotide messenger RNA. It is a transcript of the gene riox1, whose product is annotated as ribosomal oxygenase 1. Bases 36 to 1772 code for a protein of 578 amino acids. Gene Ontology annotation, molecular function: histone H3K36 demethylase activity; histone H3K4 demethylase activity. The record is from RefSeq and is a predicted model, not a curated record. Gene Ontology annotation, cellular component: nucleolus. The transcript has 14 exons. NCBI's taxonomy places the organism in Eukaryota, Metazoa, Chordata, Actinopteri, Toxotidae.